UCGACGCGCUCGGCGCUCGCAGCGUGCGGAAGUGCGGCCCUACGCCUGGCUGCUGUGGCCGGUGCUGGGGCGGGUCGGCGGCUGCAGGCAGUGGAAGCUGGAGGUUGCUUCUAUAACUGGAUCACGUGUUUACUAUAUAAAGCACAAUGUCUCGAUCCCGGCAGCCUCCGCUUGUGACAGGCAUCUCUCCAAAUGAAGGAAUACCUUGGACCAAGGUCACAAUUAGAGGGGAGAACCUGGGUACUGGUCCCACUGACCUUAUAGGCCUGACAAUUUGUGGACAUAAUUGCCUCCUCACGGCAGAAUGGAUGUCUGCGAGUAAAAUUGUGUGUCGAGUGGGGCAAGCCAAAAAUGACAAAGGUGACAUUAUUGUCACAACCAAGUCAGGGGGCAAAGGAACCUCAACAGUGUCUUUUAAGCUACUCAAACCUGAAAAAAUAGGCAUUUUAGAUCAGUCUGCAGUGUGGGUGGAUGAAAUGAAUUAUUAUGAUAUGCGGACUGACAAGAAUAAAGGGAUUCCUCCCUUGUCUCUCCGUCCUGCAAAUCCGCUUGGCAUUGAAAUUGAAAAAAGUAAACUUCCUCAGAAGGACUUAGAAGCGUUGUUCCAUGGCAUGAGUGCUGAUUUUACAAGUGAGAAUUUUUCAGCUGCCUGGUAUCUCAUAGAGAAUCACUCCACCACCAGUUUUGAGCAGCUCAAGAUGGCAGUCACCAACCUCAAAAGGCAGGCCAACAAGAAGAGUGAGGGGAGUCUGGCCUAUGUGAAGGGUGGCCUCAGUACCUUCUUUGAAGCUCAAGAUGCUCUCUCAGCUAUUCAUCAAAAACUAGAAGCAGAUGGUACAGAAAAAGUAGAAGGGUCCAUGACACAGAAAUUGGAGAAUGUCCUCAACAGAGCAAGUAAUACCGCUGACACAUUAUUUCAAGAAGUGUUAGGUCGAAAAGACAAGGCAGAUUCCACCAGGAAUGCACUCAACGUGCUUCAGAGAUUUAAAUUUCUCUUCAACCUUCCUCUCAAUAUUAAACGGAAUAUUCAAAAGGGGGAUUAUGAUGUGGUUAUUAAUGAUUAUGAAAAAGCCAAGUCGCUCUUUGGGAAAACAGAGGUGCAAGUUUUCAAGAAAUAUUAUGCUGAAGUAGAAGCAGGAAUUGAAGAUCUAAGAGAAUUACUUCUAAAGAAAUUGCUGGAGACCCCAUCAACCUUACAUGACCAAAAGCGUUACAUAAGGUAUCUCUCUGACCUCCAUGCGUCUGGUGAUCCUGCUUGGCAGUGUAUCGGAGCUCAGCACAAAUGGACCCUCAAACUCAUGCAAGACUGCAAAGAGGGCCACAUGAAGAGCCUAAAAGGUAAUCCAGGCCCACAUAGCCCUAUGCUGGACCUGGAGAACGAUGUGCGCCCCUCAGUGUUGGGCCAUCUCAGCCAGACAGCAUCACUGAAGAGGGGUAGCAGCUUUCAGUCUGGUCGUGAUGACACAUGGCGGUACAAAACUCCUCACAGAGUGGCAUUUGUUGAAAAAUUAACCAAGCUUGUGUUAAGUCAGUUGCCUAACUUCUGGAAACUCUGGAUUUCAUAUGUUAAUGGAAGUCUUUUCAGUGAGACUGCUGAGAAGUCAGGCCAGAUCGAAAGAGCAAAGAAUGUAAGGCAGAGACAAAGUGAUUUCAAGAAAAUGAUUCAGGAAGUAAUGCAAUCCCUGGUGAAGCUGAUCCGGGGAGCCCUGCUCCCACUCAGCCUCAGAGAGGGCGAUGGAAGGCAAUAUGGAGGUUGGGAGGUGCAGGCAGAACUCUCAGGGCAGUGGCUCGCACAUGUCAUCCAGACCAUAAGGAUGACUUAUGAAUCAUUGACUGCCCUGGAAAUUCCCAAUGACAUGUUACAGAUUAUCCAGGACCUAAUUUUGGACCUCCGUAUACGUUGUAUAAUGGUGACACUGCAACAUACUGCAGAAGAAAUAAAAAGAUUAGCUGAAAAAGAAGAUUGGAUUGUUGAUAAUGAAGGACUGACUUCCCUACCAUGUCAGUUUGAACAGAGCAUCGUGCACUCCCUACAGUCAUUGAAGGGUGUUGUCGAUUGCAAGCCUGGAGAAGCCAGCGUCUUUCAACAGCCUAAAACUCAAGAGGAAGUUUGCCAACUAAGCAUCAGUAUCAUGCAGGUUUUUAUAUACUGUUUGGAACAACUGAGCACCAAACCUGAUGCAGACAUAGAUACUACUCAUCUUUCUGUUGAUGUUUCUUCUCCUGAUUUGUUUGGAAGCAUCCAUGAAGACUUCAGUUUGACUUCAGAGCAGCGGCUUUUGAUAGUCCUGAGUAAUUGCUGCUAUUUAGAACGCCACACCUUCCUAAACAUUGCAGAGCAUUUUGAAAAGCACAACUUCCAGGGAAUAGAAAAGAUAACACAGGUUAGCAUGGCAUCACUGAAAGAACUAGACCAACGACUCUUUGAAAGUUACAUUGAACUAAAAGCAGACCCUAUUGUUGGCUCCUUGGAACCUGGGAUAUAUGCAGGCUAUUUUGAUUGGAAAGACUGCCUGCCUCCAGCAGGUGUCAGAAACUAUUUAAAAGAAGCAUUGGUGAAUAUAAUUGCUGUGCAUGCAGAGGUGUUCACUGUUUCCAAAGAGCUGGUGCCACGGGUCCUGGCCAGGGUGGUAGAAGCAGUUUCUGAAGAGCUGAGCCGGCUGAUGCAAUGUGUCUCAUCCUUCAGCAGAAAUGGAGCACUGCAGGCAAGACUUGAAAUCUGUGCUCUGAGAGACACCGUAGCCAUUUACCUGACCCCGGAAAGCAGGUCUAGUUUUAAACAAGCCCUGGAAGCCCUGCCUCAGCUUGCGAGUGGUGCGGACAAAAAGUUACUAGAAGAGCUACUCAACAAGUUCAAGAGCAGUAUGCACCUGCAGCUCACCUGUUUCCAAGCUCCAUCUCCAACCAUGAUGAAAACUUAGCCGCCUGUGGAGGAAGAGCAUCCAGAGAUAGCAGGUGUGAGAUGGCCCUCUUCCUAUGCCAGAGGUCUAUCCCAUGUCCAAGCACUGUAUUCAACUUCUGUCUUUUCCCCAGCAUGGCGGCACAAAAAGAUGUUGGUGGGUGAUUAAUGUCAGCCUAUUUAAACAACCCUAUUUUAAAUGUACACGUAAACAACUCUUGUUGUUAUUAGCUUUGGUCCUGAAAGGCUACCUUGCAUACGCUUCAAAAAUGUUUUUUCUUCACUAAAUGUUGCAUGGUGUGACCUUCAGGGGGCUUCUCCUGAGUGUUCUGGAGUGGCCCACGGUGUGUGUGAAUGUGCUUCUCAGCACUCCUGACUGCCUCAGUGGGGCAAUCUCCAUCCAACCCAAUGAGGCAUUUGAGGACAGAUGUAAAGUCACGGCUUUGGAGCUGUGUCCUAACCCUAAAAAUCAUCACUUAUACAAAUGGUUCUAAAGCUCCUAAUUUUUUAAAGAAAAAUAUACAGUCUGCAUAUAAAAAAGUUCAGCUUUGGAUAAUUUAUGACACAAAUGGCCAUAAGUGAACUCUGAAUUUUGUAGUCUGACUCUCAUUUUUCCAGUGCUAACUAUUGAAGCUUCUGGUUGUCACUCACACUUAAGUUGAUCUCUCAGUGUGCAGUGCAAGUGGAGGCCCUGUCACACCCACAAGCCCUGUGGAAGCCUUGUGGUCUUCAUUGCAAUCUAAAGAUGAAGCUGGCUCCCGGGCAAGGCCACACUCCUUGCCCUCCAGCAGGUCCCUCCCCUCUGCCACUUCCCACCUUCGAAAUGUCUUGCUCCGUAGCUGGGAAGACGCUGCUCUGACACAGGCUAUGUUCUGUAAAGGUCUGAGGUGCCCCCGGGUCACCAAACAUUGAGCUUGGCUGCUGCCUGGCUGCUGCACAGAAGACCGGGUCACUGUGACCUGCAAGCAUCUUCCACCUCAUUCCAUCCUGUCCCUGCGUCAGUUGUAGUUCCCUUCAAAAUGAUCUAUGGAGAGUGGGGACGCCUCUCUUUCAGUGGACAAUAUCGGUGUCACUCCUAGUUCAAGUAACUCCAGAGCACAGAGUGUGCGCACAAUAUGGAUUAUUUGAGAUUAGUAAAUGUAUGUCUGAUUGUCACAGUAACUGGAAGUACAAAUUUAGUCUUUCAUAUAUGUGUUGAUAAAGCUGAUAAGUAUGUGCAGCAUUGUCUCCUCUUGGCACACUACUAUUAUAUCUAACAUAAUUGAAAUAAAUUCCAGAGUGGAAGUACAGAAUGAUUUGUUAAAUACUUAAUAAAUACAGUACACAAAACCAAUAAUCUUCCUUCUCUGCAAGUUGUUAUUUAGUUGAAAUUUUCCUCUAAGUAUCUUUACUUAAGCAUUUUUAUUAACUCUGUAAUUGUUUAUAUUUCUAAUUUUAAUAUUCAAAAUAAAUAAUUGAGUUCUCUGUUU
Mesocricetus auratus (golden hamster) is the source of this 4368-nucleotide messenger RNA. RefSeq names its product exocyst complex component 2 (gene Exoc2). Bases 147 to 2921 code for a protein of 924 amino acids. The record is from RefSeq and is a predicted model, not a curated record. Gene Ontology annotation, cellular component: exocyst. NCBI's taxonomy places the organism in Eukaryota, Metazoa, Chordata, Mammalia, Rodentia, Cricetidae. Gene Ontology annotation, biological process: exocytosis; Golgi to plasma membrane transport. The transcript has 28 exons.